UAGAGUACAAUUUACAGAGGUGAUAAGCUUGGACCCUUCAACCUUUAAAAAAGUACCAUGCCUAAGAUUGCUUAAACUACUGAAGAAAAAUUCGCAAAUUGAAUUUGAAUUCCCUCGUGGUCUUGAUGGCACUUUUCCCGAUAAGCUUAGAUUCUUGGAAUGGUACUACUACCCUUUGGAAUCUUUAGGGUCAAAUUUCACACCGCAUAAUCUUGUUCAUCUUAGUAUGGUUCGAAGCCAACUUAAGAAACUGUGGAAUGAAACUCAGGAUGUUAACAACUUGAAAUAUGUCAAUCUCUCUCACUCAAAGAAUCUGACUUGUUUUCCAAAUCUCGCUAAAGCAAAUCUUCAAAUGCUGCGCCUCCAUGGUUGUACAAAUUUAGUUAACCUUCCCCCGUUAAGGUUUCACAACAUUCUUGAUAAUGCAGAGAAAGAAUCCGAAGUCAUGCACAAAUAUAAUUGUUUAAUGCUACAAUUUAUAUAUCAUAAGGUGUAUGAUGAGCGUAAAAGCAUUCACCAGAAUGUGCGACAUUUUGCUGUGCGACAAUCUGUUGAGCAACAUUCUCUUAAGCAAGAUUCUGAUGUGUUCAUGAAUAUAACCCCAUCCCUAUUGGACUAUGUGUGGACAGACGGGGCCUAUAGUUGCUUGCUUGAUCUCAAAGGGUGCUCCAACCUUAGAAGUCUUUCAGUGAUGUCUGGUAAUAUAAAAUUCAUAUGUUUGCGUUCAACUGCAAUAAAAGAAUUGCAUUCCUCAAUUGGCUAUCUCAAAAAUCUUCUUGUGCUUGAUCUCUGUAAUUGUAAAUGUAUCAAGAAUCUUCCAACUAGUAUUCGUAAUUUGGAGUCAUUGGAAUACCUAGAUAUGUUUGGAUGUAAAUCCAUUGAAAAGUUUCCCGAGCUUCCAAAAAAUAUAAAAGGACUAGAUUUGAGUAGAACAUCAAUACAACAAGUGGAUUCAUCAUCCUUUGAGUGUCUACCUUGUCUCCAUAUUUUAUACAUGAAUAGUUGUAUAGAGCUUGAAAGCCUCCCAACUAGCAUAUGUAAGUUGAAGUCUCUUGUGAGACUAGAUCUUGGAAAGUGCUCACGAUUGAAACUUUUUCCAGAAAUCUUGGAGCCUAUGGAGAAGCUAGAGAAACUUUAUUUAGAUGAAAGUGGGAUUGAAGAGAUGCCAUCAACAAUAGAGAACCUUGUUGUGCUUCGUGAUUGA
Molecule: messenger RNA, 1204 nt
Organism: Humulus lupulus (European hop)
Lineage: Eukaryota; Viridiplantae; Streptophyta; Magnoliopsida; Rosales; Cannabaceae
Product: probable disease resistance protein At4g19520
Exons: 3
Coding region: 227-1204 (325 amino acids)
Source: RefSeq, a predicted model, not a curated record